Messenger RNA from Chanos chanos (milkfish), 2151 nucleotides. It is a transcript of the gene slc25a38a, whose product is annotated as solute carrier family 25 member 38a. NCBI's taxonomy places the organism in Eukaryota, Metazoa, Chordata, Actinopteri, Gonorynchiformes, Chanidae. Gene Ontology annotation, molecular function: glycine transmembrane transporter activity. Gene Ontology annotation, cellular component: mitochondrial inner membrane; mitochondrion. Bases 483 to 1346 code for a protein of 287 amino acids. The transcript is spliced from 8 exons. The record is from RefSeq and is a predicted model, not a curated record. Gene Ontology annotation, biological process: glycine import into mitochondrion.
ACGUUUUGGGAGGCACUUGUAGAGCUGAAAAAUACGAACUAUAUUUUCUGCUAACAACCCAUUUUGUAUCCCAAGCAAUUCUAGAUAGUUGUGCAUUUGAAUGAGAAUUUUGUAUUGAAAACUAGUGGAGUAUUUCGAAAUUAUCUUCAAACUAUUUAUAUACAGACCCUCAAUGAGAAUUUCAUUAUUCUGUUGUUUUUUGGGGGUUUUUUGACACAAGCUAUUUUUGUAUUUAGUUACAAAAUUUAGUCGUAAAGUUUGGUAAUAUAACAGAAGAACUGACGACAUAUUCUUGGCUAAGCAUCAAAAUUACUACGGAAUCACAGAAUGUUGUCUUCAGCGGGCACCGUCCUUGACCCUUAACACUAAGAAGAAUUCUUACACGAAGCGACUCAUUUCAAAGUGGACGGAGAAACUGAAGGAGCGAACAGAGGCGGAAAACUAACUUCAAGGUGUUUCCCAUUCUUCAUAUCAUCAGUAUCAUGGAGGCUCUACUGGCUCAUCCUGUGAUUAAAGCCUUUAUGUGUGGUUCUCUGAGUGGAACAUGCUCCACUCUGCUCUUCCAGCCUCUUGACUUGGUGAAAACCCGUUUACAGACGCUACAGAGUAACCUUCAGCCAGGGUCUUCGCGUGUUGGCAUGGUGACAGUGUUUCUGACUGUAGUGAAGACAGAGAAAAUACUCGGGUUGUGGAAAGGAGUCUCACCUUCAUUUGUGCGUUGUAUUCCCGGCGUGGGGAUCUACUUCAGCAUGUAUUACACCCUGAAGCAGCAGCUUGUCAGUGAGGGAGCCCCGGGUCCACUGCAGGCUGUCCUGCUGGGGGCAGGAGCCAGAUCAGUGGCAGGAGUUUGCAUGCUGCCCGUCACAGUCAUCAAAACACGCUUUGAGAGUGGGCGUUAUAACUACGUCAGCGUGACAGGAGCUCUGAGGAGUGUGUGUCGGACUGAGGGACCCAGAGCUCUGUACUCUGGACUGACUGCUACACUCCUCCGUGAUGCACCUUUCUCCGGCAUCUAUGUCAUGUUUUACAGCCAGACCAAGAAUGCACUGCCGCAGGAGACGAGUGUCUCUCCCUAUGCUCCACUGGUGAAUUUCAGCUGUGGGGUGCUAGCUGGGGUUCUGGCUUCCCUCGUCACUCAACCAGCUGACGUAGUCAAAACUCAUAUUCAAGUGAGUCCCCAACUCUUCAAGAAGACAACAGACGCCAUAUGGUACAUCUACAAGGAGUACGGUGUGAGGGGGUUUUUCCGUGGAGCAGUGCCACGUUCUCUGAGGAGGACGAUGAUGGCCGCUAUGGCCUGGACCGUCUACGAACAGCUCAUGACACAGUUUGGUCUCAAAUCCUGAGCAUAAAGAAGAAAAAAAAAACCUACUGACCAAGAGUCUGAAUGUAAUGACAAAAAACGCGGUGACUUUGCAGACGGAAAAAAAGCUUCUGAUUUUUCUCUUUGUGUUGACCUACAUUUGACCUGGUCCGGUAGGUACACAAACCGCCUUAGUCUUGCCAUUUCUAGUUGAGCAGAAGACGGGUUGACCAAGGACACGCCGUCAUGCACUCUGUGUCUGUCCAGAGAGACUGACGCUCGUGAGAAAACUGAUGCUUGUGAGAAUGUCGAUAAAAGCAGAGCUGUGAAAGUGCUGGACUUUUUUUGUCAAGUUUGCGGAAAUUGUUCAAAACACUGAAAUCCUGCUUUAAAGAAAGCACUGAGUUGUCUUUUUGUUUGUUUGUUUUUAAAUGAACUUCGAACCUGUUGUCUGAAUUGAUCCUAGAAAAGACAAUGUUGCACUACAGUUAGACUUGGUUCAGUCUUAGGUGUCUGAUGUCAUAUAUAUUCCAUUAGGAUUUAGCUUUGCUGCACCGUCUGGGGUUAACCAGGAAAUUUGGUACAGUUUUGUUAUUCUAUAUAUGGGCUGCAUUAUAUAAAAGCACUUUAAAAUGAUGGAGAAUCAACUAAUGUACUCGCACAACAGGUAUACUCUGUAAACCUGAUCUGUCUCUCUCACUCUCUCUCUCUCUCUGUCACACAUACGCGCACACACACAAAAGUGUAAUGACUGGCUUAUGAUGGCAUCAUACAGUUUUCACUGUAUGGUGAUUAGACUUUAUUUAUAAUAAUAAUAAUUACAGUAUUGUUGUUCUGAUUGGCUGGUG